AUAAGACUAAGUCAAUUAUUAUUUUUUAAGAAAUGACUAUGCAAAAUUGUGUUUUCGCCGAAAAUGUGGUUAAAGAGUUUGUAAAAUCUAGAUUCCAGAAAUGGCACGAUAUAUACCUAAUUUUAUAACAGAACAGGAAGAAAUACAAAUAAUAAAACACGUUAAUACUGUUCCUCUUCCAAAAUGGACUCAAUUGAGUAAUAGAAGAUUACAAAAUUGGGGUGGUAUACCUCAUCCCAAAGGAAUGAUAGCUGAAGACAUACCAGGCUGGCUUCGAAUUUACAUGGAUAAAAUAAUUUCUUUAAAUAUUUUCGAGAAAGAUAAGCCACCUAAUCAUGUAUUAAUUAAUGAAUAUUUGCCUGGUCAAGGAAUAAUGGCACAUUCAGAUGGUCCACUUUUUUAUCCAAUGGUAACUACUAUUAGUUGCGGAACUCAUACUCUUCUAGAUUUCUACAAACAUAAUGAUAUUAUGGAGCCGCAACAACUUAAACUGGAGUUUAGUUUGUUAUUAGAACGUAGAAGUUUGUUGAUAUUGACUGGAGAAUUGUAUCAUGACUAUUUACAUGCUAUUGCACAAACUUAUUCAGAUACUAUCUCAAAAAAUAUAAUUAAAAAUUUGAACAUGUGUGCGGCAGAAUAUAACGAAGGACAGAUAAUUGAAAGAAGUACAAGAGUAUCUUUAACUAUCAGGCAUGUACCUAAAACUAGUAAAUUGAAAUUAAAAAUAGGUUAAAAUUGAAUUUUUUCUAUAUUUUCUUAUGUUAAUAUUCGAAUAUGCUUAAAAAUUGAUCCUUACGAAAGACCCAUGGAAGUUGUAUCUG
Polistes dominula (European paper wasp) is the source of this 821-nucleotide messenger RNA. RefSeq names its product putative RNA/DNA demethylase ALKBH6. Gene Ontology annotation, cellular component: nucleus. Lineage: Eukaryota; Metazoa; Arthropoda; Insecta; Hymenoptera; Vespidae. The record is from RefSeq and is a predicted model, not a curated record.